Messenger RNA from Paramuricea clavata, 1239 nucleotides. NCBI's taxonomy places the organism in Eukaryota, Metazoa, Cnidaria, Anthozoa, Malacalcyonacea, Plexauridae. The record is from the annotation of a GenBank genome assembly.
GGCCACUGUUUCACCUGAGAGUGCCAGUGAUGCAGAUUUCAAUGUGCUUUCAUCAACUGAAUUAAGCUUUCGUCCUGGUGUUACUAAGGAUACAAUUGCCAUAGCAACCAAGGAUGAUUUGAUAACUGAAGUUGACGAAGUAUUUGUUGUCACUCUAUCAACUACCGAUCCAAGAGUGCAAAUUGACAAAGCUAAGGGAGUAACAACUGUUACCAUUAAUGACAACGAUGGUAAGUACAUUCCACAGGACACAUUUGUCCCCCGGUUUAUGUCUAUGUAUGACAGAUAAAUUCUUCAUUAAUUACAUCAAUUUUAGGAGUAUAUAUUGAGACUCUAUAAGUGUUUGAAUAUUUUGUUUAAGCCUGAUAGGGAUUAGCUACCUAUGAGAUCGUGCAAAUUUAUUACCGCCAUUCUAAUAUCCAUCAUUGUUUAAAUUGCAUUUCUAAAUCAUAUUUAAAUUCUAAAUUCUAAAAGCGUAGAAUAUUUUUUAUAGCUACUCCGGGAUGGUAUUACUUGCUUUAACUUAGAGCGAGUUAGUAGCCAAGUGUAGUUGAUUGAAAACAGGUUCCUUUGAUAACAAAAAAACAAGUUGAGAUGGUCUCAGUUUAAAUUGGGGAGUUUCUACCAACGAUUUAAAUCAAGUUAAGUUCUAAGAGAAGGCAAUUUCAUGCAUUAAACUUCAAUCUAAAAAUGCGAUUAUUUUUCGUUCGUAAAUUGAACGAAGUGAAGUAACUAAUAACCCGAACUAAAUAUUAACAAAUGCAAAUUGUAUGCUCUCGCAACCCCUUGCGGGGUAUGCUGCUUCUCAGUAUUAGAAACAAACUGUUACAAGCCGGCAACUAAUGAAAAAAUGUUUAUGAUUUUAAUUUUUUGAUAGGGCUUGAUCCAAGUUCAAGCCAUUCAACGUCUUUAUCAAGUAGUAUCACCUGGAUUCUUAUUGGAGCGGUGGCUGGAUCAGUAGUUGUCAUCGUGACAUCAAUAUUCAUUGCUGUUUGUUGUUUCCGGCAAAGAAACAGAAAAACAACAGAGAACACGAGAGACAUCGGUAAAAUCGAAAACCCUGCCUACGAAAGUUGCGGAGAAGCAAGUGUACAACCACCACAAUUGUGCGAUUCUGAAAAUCAUUACGAAGAACCAGCACUGUACUCACAACUGAACAAUUCUGGGAGAGUUACCAUUGAUGCACAUUAUCAAAGUUUGCAUUUGGAUGAGGUUGUUUACGAGAAAGUUGAUUUUUAA